CCACUUCAACCUCCUCUCCUUCCCUCGAUUUCUCUUUCUAAACCCUAAGAAACGCAAAAUUCCAACCACAUGCCUUCUCUCUCUCCCUCGAUCGCUGCAAUUGCAAUCCACCAUGCAACGCUAGGCCCACCACCGAAUCCUCGAUUCCCUCCGUCUCCAUCGCCAGAAGAUCGAAGCUGAAUCGCCGAAUCGUCGUCCAUGGCGAUCCCCAAGACCUCCAACUCCUACCCCGCGUCGCUGAAUUACUCGGUCCACCUGGAGAUCCGCCUCUUCUACGUCCGCAUCUCCCCCUGCGUCGUCGGCAUCGUCCCCGACCACCUCACGCUCCGCCACGUCCACCGCGAUCUCGGGGUCUCCCUCGAGAUCAACGGCGCCCGCGUCCCCGAGCUGAACCCGGCGUCCAUCACGCUCAGGCGCGACCGCGUCGACAAGGACUCGCUCGAGGCGACGUACCUGAGCACCGACAGCGUGAGGAUCACGGGAGGCGUCGAGUUCGAGGUGCUGGAGAACGAGGACUUGGUCCUGUGCGGGUCGCUGGAGAGGGUGGACGACAAUUGGAGCAACGUGGGCACGGGGCUGGAGAACGAUUCGAACAAAGGGUGGUUCAUGGAUUGCUACGUCGCGAAUUUGGGCAGUCCUUCUUCGUCGUCGUCUUCUGCCUUCUUUCAACCGAAGAUGGGGGUGUCUUCUCCAUCUAUCGAGGUGUAUAUUGCGGGGCGGUGCUCUGGCGUUCCGGUGAUUUUGACGAAGACGAUACAGGUGAGCCCUAGAAGGAAGGGCUCGCGGCACGGAACUUUGGAUGCUAUACCGGAGGACGAAGAGAUCGGGAAGGAGCAGAACAUAGGGAAUGGGUUAGUUCGACACCGGGAUUUGCAGAUGGUAGUUGCGGAAGCUGAUGACUAUGGACCAGAGAGUAAAUUUGGGCACCCAUAUUACUCAGAAGACAUGUAUACCGGCGAGGACGGACAGCUUUCAUGGUUUAAUGCUGGUGUAAGAGUUGGUGUUGGAAUUGGCCUGGGUAUGUGCCUUGGGAUCGGGAUAGGUGUUGGAUUGCUCAUGCGCUCAUACCAAGCAACUACCAGGAACUUCAGGAGAAGGUUUUUCUGAAUCUGGUCUUUAUGAGGGGCAAAUUUGCAUCUGGUUCUGUAAAUGGAUGCUGGAGCUCGGGAAUUUCACUUUGGUUGUCCAAGAUUUUGGCUACGUAUGACAUCGGUCAGUGAACUAGAGGUAUAGAGCAAGUCGUGUCGAUUCUUUUGGAAGUUGUAUAGCAAAUUUAUUUCUUGUGAAGCUUCAAGAGAGCUGAAGAGGUCAUCCAAUAAACUUCCUUUAGCUGACUUCCGGACCGCCAACAGCUGUUCAAACGAUCCUGUAACAUAUAACGUGGUUGCUGCAGUUGUUGGUACAGUGCGGCAGUGUGUCCUAAACUUCUGUUUUGUUCCUCUUACUCAAAUUUUGCUGGUGAUCCAAUUCCUGUAAUUAAGGUCUCGUUUACGAGCUUUAUCGAGCAGCAAACCUUCUGUAUGCUAACGUGAAGAUGUAGCUGAAAACCGUAUGUGCGCGUGCGCUUGUAUAGCUUUCGUAUUAUCCGGGUUGUCGUGUUGGAUGGUUCAUAGCUUUUGUGCUCUAGUGUGUGGACGGUACUCAGGGAAGGUAGAUUCCUCGGCUUAGUUUGUGA
Molecule: messenger RNA, 1675 nt
Organism: Rhodamnia argentea
Lineage: Eukaryota; Viridiplantae; Streptophyta; Magnoliopsida; Myrtales; Myrtaceae
Exons: 2
Coding region: 199-1107 (302 amino acids)
Source: RefSeq, a predicted model, not a curated record